AUGAAUCCUUUAGAUGCAUUAGAAGCAAAUUUGAAAAAUAAACACCUUGUGGUACUAGAGUUAAUUUGGAAUUCGAACCAUGUCUCUGAUGAUCCAGGAAAAGAAAAUAAAGUACUUGAGAAUCUACAACCAUCCAAACACUUGGAACAUUUGUCAAUCCUUAACUAUGGUGGUACACAAUUCCCAAGUUGGGUAUUCGACAAUUCAUUAUCAAAUUUGGUGUCCUUAUGGUUGGCCGACUGUAAAUAUUGCCUAUGUUUGCCUCCCUUUGGACUUUUGUCAUCUCUAAGGAUUCUACAGAUUAUAGGGUUUGAUGGAAUAGUGAGCAUUGGUGCUGAAUUUUAUGGGGCAAACCGUUCUUCGUUCAAGUCGUUGGAAAUAUUGGUAUUCUACUCCAUGAAGGAAUGGGAAGAAUGGGAAUGUAAAACUACUUCUUUUCCACGUCUUCGACAUCUUUCUAUCGAUAGAUGUCCCAAGUUGAAAGGUCUCUCAGAGCAACUUCUUCAUUCAAAGGAACUAACUAUUCAUUAUUGUGAUGAGCUCAUCAUUAGUGAAAACAGCAUGGACACAUCGUCGCUUGAAAUCUUGAAUAUUUAUUCAAGUCCAUUUGUGAGUAUUCCCACUACCCAUAAUGAUUUCCUUGAAGUAAUAAAGAUUAGUGGUGGCUGCGACUCUCUUACAAUUUUUCCGCUAGAUUUGUUUCCAAAGCUUCGUUUACUUAAAUUGCAAAGGUGCCAAAACUUACGAAGAAUUUCACAAGAGCACCCUCAUGAUCAUCUCAAUGAACUAACAAUUGAAGAUUGCCCUCAAUUUGAAUCAUUCCCCAGUGAAGGGUUACUUGCACCGUGGCUCCAAAAAAUUGCAAUUCAAGGAACAGGGAAUUUGAAGUUGUUGCCAAAACGCAUGAAAAUCCUGCUUCCAUCUCUUAAUAACCUGCGGAUAAUUGAUUGUCCACAAGUGGAGAUUCUCUCAGAAGAAGGUUUGCCAACAAAUGUAAAAUAUGUGUCUCUUUCAAGUUUAAAACUUAUUGUCUCCUUGAGAGAAACCUUGGAUGCCAACACAUGUCUUGAAUGGUUGUUUAUUGAAAAUGUGGAUGUGGAGUCUUUUCCAAAUGAAGGUUUGCUGCCACGCUCUCUCACCAAUUUACGAAUCUUUAAUUGCCCAAAUCUUAAAAAACUGGACUAUAAGGGUCUCUGUAACCUUUCUUCUCUCACACUUCUUCACUGUCACAACCUUCAAUGUUUACCGGUGGAGGGUCUACCCAAAUCCAUCUCUUCUCUAACAAUUCAGGAUUGUCCAUUGCUCCAACUGCGUUGUCAGAAUCCUGAUGGCGAAGACUGGUUAAAGAUCGCUCAUAUUAAAGAAUUGAUAAUUGGGGAAUAA
Vigna unguiculata (cowpea) is the source of this 1383-nucleotide messenger RNA. NCBI's taxonomy places the organism in Eukaryota, Viridiplantae, Streptophyta, Magnoliopsida, Fabales, Fabaceae. The record is from RefSeq and is a predicted model, not a curated record.